GCAGACGACUCACCCUGGGCCGGGGGUGAGGCUUGGUGGGUGCCAGGGGUGCUGAGGAGGCCGAGGAGGGCAUUGGGAGCUCCGUUCCGGGAGAGCUGUCUAAGGACGCGGAACCGGGUGGGGAGGCCAGGGAGGUAACCAAGAGUCCGAGCCGAGCCUGGUAAUUCUGAGGAGGGAACCGGGACCGCGGUAUCCAGACGCUCCGAUAUGUACGAGCCGGGCCUCGGGCGUGGUCCGUGGGCGUGACCUUGAGGGUGACCCGGAGCGAGCUCCGCGAAGGGGGAUUUUGCCCGUUCUGAUCCCGCGGAAGCGCCAUCGCUGGCGUCGGGUCCCCGCGAGGAGCGGGCGCUGCGUGUUCGCGCGCGCGCUGAAUUGGGGUGGCCUCCUGCGCCCAACCUGCUGCAUUUUAGGACUGUUUCUUUUUUCAAAAGAGGAGCUCAGAAGAGAAAGUUCAUCUAGAAAUCUCAAAGCCAUGUCUCAGGGAUCAGUGUCAUUCAAGGAUGUGACUGUGGACUUCACCCAGGAGGAGUGGCAGCAACUAGACCCUGCUCAGAAGGCGCUCUACAGGGAUGUGAUGUUGGAAAACUAUUGCCACUUCGUAUCUGUGGGGUUUCACAUGACUAAGCCUGAUAUGAUCCGCAAGUUGGAACAAGGAGAAGAGCUAUGGACACAGAGAAUUUUUCCAAGUUACAGCUACCUAGAAGCAGAUGGGAAAACUGAAGAUGUCUUAGUGAAGUUCAAAGAAUACCAAGACAGGCAUUCUAGACCCCUCAUAUUCAUCAACCACAAAAAACUAAUUAAGGAGAGAAGUAAUAUUUAUGGUAAAACACUUACUCUAGGCAAGAACCAUAUUUCAAAAACAAUACUAUGUGAAUAUAAACCUGAUGGAAAAGUUUUGAAAAAUAUUUCAGAACUAGUCAUUAGAAAUAUAAGCCCCAUAAAAGAGAAGUUUGGUGACAGUACUGGAUGGGAGAAAUCACUCCUCAAUACCAAGCAUGAGAAAAUUCAUCCUGCAGUGAAUCUCCAUAAACAAACAGAAAGAAUUCUCAGUGGUAAACAGGAGCUUAUUCAGCAUCAGAAGGUUCAAGCUCCAGAGCAACCAUUUGACCAUAAUGAAUGUGAAAAAUCCUUCCUGAUGAAAGGAAUGCUAUUUACACAUACUAGAGCUCACAGAGGAGAAAGAACCUUUGAAUACAAUAAAGAUGGAAUUGCCUUCAUAGAAAAGUCAAGCCUCAGUGUCCAUCCAAGUAAUCUUAUGGAAAAGAAGCCCUCUGCCUACAACAAAUAUGGGAAAUUCCUCUGCAGAAAGUCUGUUUUUAUUAUGCCUCAGAGACCUCAAACAGAAGAGAAACCCUUUCACUGUCCUUACUGUGGGAAUAACUUUAGAAGGAAGUCAUACCUUAUUGAACAUCAGCGAAUUCACACAGGCGAAAAACCUUAUGUUUGCAAUCAAUGUGGAAAGGCCUUCCGUCAGAAGACAGCCCUCACCCUUCAUGAGAAAACACAUAUAGAGGGGAAACCCUUUAUUUGUAUCGAUUGUGGGAAGUCCUUCCGCCAGAAGGCCACCCUCACUAGACAUCACAAAACACAUACGGGGGAGAAAGCCUAUGAAUGUCCUCAGUGUGGAAGUGCCUUUAGGAAGAAGUCAUACCUCAUUGAUCACCAGAGAACUCACACAGGAGAGAAACCAUAUCAGUGUAAUGAGUGUGGGAAGGCAUUUAUCCAGAAAACAACCCUCACUGUGCAUCAGAGAACUCACACAGGAGAGAAACCCUAUAUUUGCAAUGAAUGUGGGAAGUCCUUCUGCCAAAAGACAACCCUCACUCUCCACCAGAGAAUUCACACGGGGGAAAAACCCUAUAUUUGUAAUGAAUGUGGGAAGUCCUUCCGCCAGAAGGCAAUCCUCACUGUUCAUCACAGAAUACACACAGGAGAGAAAUCCAAUGGGUGUCCUCAGUGUGGGAAAGCCUUCAGUAGGAAAUCAAACCUCAUUCGUCAUCAGAAAACUCACACAGGAGAGAAACCAUAUGAAUGUAAACAGUGUGGGAAGUUCUUCAGCUGCAAGUCAAACCUCAUUGUCCAUCAGAAAACUCACAAGGUAGAAACCAUGGGAGUUCAGUAAGUAAUGUGGCUUUUUUUGUAAAAAAAAUGUUAAGUCAUAGUAAACCCUGUAGUAAUAUUGCUUGCAAGUGUAAUAACAUCCAACAGUUUAAGGUGCUAUACUGCAUGGUAACCUACUGUUUGCCAGCCUCUAAAACACACACAUACACAUACACACACAAAUAUUAUUAGACAAAUUACAUGACAAAAAUCAUUAAAAAUUCCAAAUUUUUUUUUAUUACUAGUUUCAGCAGAAAAAAACUUUCUCUGUUAAGGCGUUAUAAACAUUUAAAAUCACAUUUUCCAUUUCAAUACAUAUCUUUUUGUUCAUCAGUAAUAAUUAGUUGUCCAACUGACUGUGGUCCAUGGACUACACAGUGAGUAGAGUUUCUUUAAAAGAAGGAGGUAUGAACUGUAUUUCUUAUUGCAAAUACAAAAUAAAAAUUAGUUGUUACCCCCUCACAGUUGACCACGAUUCUGAUGUCUAACAUUACAAAUUAGUUUUUACAUAUUAUAAACCUUUCUAUGAAUUGGAUUAUAUAUCAUGUAUUCUUUCAUAUAUGGCUUAUUACAUUCAUCAUGUCCCUGAGCCUAAUCAUUAGUGCAUAUGGCAGAAGUUAAUUUAUUUUUAUCCAGUAUAGAAUUCGAUUAUAUGAUUAUAUCACAAUUUAUCCAUUCUACUGUUGAUGGACUUUUACAUUGUUUACAGCUUAGGGUCAUAAUAAAUCAUGCUUCUGAGAACAUACUUGUCUUGGUGUACAUACAUGUAUUUCUCUUGUGUAUAUACUUAGGAAUGGAAUCGCUGGGUCUUAGAGCAUAUGUGUAUUCAGUCAUGUACGGGCAGACGAUUCAGAACUUUCACCACAUGAGAUAAUUGACACUGAAGGGAAACAGCUAUAAAUUUUAUCAAUAUGCUGCUGCUUCAAACCAGAUAAUUCAUGCUGCAGGGAAACUCAAUCAAUGUUAUUGUGAAAACUGGGAAUGUGAAUGUAAUAUAUGUAGAAAGACGUUUAGCCACAGCCCAAAUCUUCCAGGCAAAUGUAAUAAAUGUGAGAUUGCUGUUAGCCAUAGUAAAUGCCUUAUUUGAAAGCAAAAAGUCUGCUAGAGAAGGAGAGGCAUCCAGCAUUACCCUUGUUCAACGUCAGAGAAUUCCAACUAGAGAAAAGUCCUGUGACUGUGUUGAAGUUGGAGCAUGGGGAGGAAUAUAGUCUUUACCUAUGGUCUGUGUCUUACUGGUCAAGUACAAAUGAUGAAUAUGGAAAAGCUUAUAGCCAUCAUUCAUAUAUUAUACUACACCAGGGAAUUCACAUAGGAUGAGAACUCUUCAAAUGAAAUGAUUGUAAGAAUGACUUUAACUGUUGCUCAUUUCUUUUACACCAUCAAAGAAUACUAAAGAAAGGAAGAUUAAAAGGAAACAAAUGGGGCUUAGGACUUUUUUUUUUUUUUUUUUUUGAGACAGACUCUUGCUCUGUCACCCAGGUGGGAGUGCAGUGGCAUGAUCUCGGCUCACUGCAGCCUCUGCCUCCCAGGUUCCAGUGAUUCUCCUGCCUCAGCCUCCCGGGUAGCUGAGAUUACAGGCACGCACCACACGCAUGGCUAAUGUUCAUAUUUUUAGUAGAGACAGGGCUUCAUCAUGUUGGCCAGGCUGGUCUCGAACUCCUGACCUCAGGUGAUCCACCCACCUCGGCCUCCCAAAGUGCUAGGAUUACAGGGACUUUUAACUCUGGGGAAAGCUCUCUUUCAUGAAAGAAGUGUAGCCAUACCGAGACCAUAAUGCUGGGAAGUCUAUGUGUAGGCCCCCUGGUCAACAGCCACAGCUGAGCUCACAGCCAUCAGCUAGCAUCAGCUGCCAACCAUGUAAGUGAGGCCUCUUGGACAUCCAGUCAAGCCUUCAGAUGACUGUGGACCCUGCUGACACCCAAAUGGUACCACAAAUGAGACCUCAAGCAAGAACUGCCCAGUUGAGGUCUUCCCAAAUUCCUGGCCAACAAAAUGGUCAGGCUUUUUAACUAAAAACAGUUUUAUUUUUUAUUUAAUGAAAAAGUUUUUAUUUAACUUGAUUGUUUUAUUAAAAGGGAAAAGUAAUUUUUUAGUAUCUAUUCACAUAUAAUAAAAACAAAGGUAUAAGACUGGGCUUGGUGGCUCAUGCCUGUAAUCCCAGCACUUUGGGACGUGUUAGGAGGAUCUCUUGAGCCCAGGAGUUCGAGAGCAGCCUGGGAAACAUGCCAAAACCCCAUCUCUACAAAAAAUUAGCCAGGCGUGGUGACACAUGCCUGUAGUCCCAGCUACUCGGGAGGCUGAGUGGGAGGAUCGCUUGAGCCUGGGAGGUGGAGGUUGCAGUGAGCCAGAAUAGCGCCACUGCACUCCAGCCUGGGUAACAGAGCGAGACCCUGUCUCAUAAAUAAAUAAGUUAAAUAAAUAAAGGUAUAAAUAUUUGGGUUCCAGAGUCAAUGAGCAAAGAUACAGUGGUUACUAAUAGGUGAUUUUGGCAUGAAGAAAAACUGGCCAUAAAAUACAGUUGAAGAUUUGGCUGCAUUUUUGGCUUAUGAUUACAUACCUUAAUAACAACUCAAUUGAGGGGUCUAUAUAUGUUCUUUUUCAUUUUCUGGCAGUAAAUCAUAUUCAUCAUAUACAUCCCAAUUUCACACACACAAAAAAUGAAAAUAGCCCCCAAAAGAAAGGCUGUGGAUAAAGUGAUCCAUCCUCAAAAGGCCCCGUGCUGUCAUUUCUCAACAAAGGCGCAGAGAGAAAUCAAGGUAUGGAAUCUAAUGAAUGUCCGUGAAGGAGGUACUUCUGAAUGCUUUAAAGCAAGUCUAAAUAAAGUUGUGUUUUCUUUUCUUUCUUUCUUUCUUUUUUUUUUUUUAUGAGACAGUUUCACUUUUGUUUCCCAGGCUGGAGUGCAAUGGUGCAAUUUCGCUCAUUGCAACCUCUGACUCGAGAUUCCCCUGCCUCAGCCUCCCAAGUAGCUGGGAUUACAGGUGCCCCCUACCACGCCCAGCUAAUUUUUUUGUAUUUUUAGUAGAGACGGGGUUUCAUCAUGUUGGCCAGGCUGGUCUCCAAAGCCUGACCUCAGGCGAUCCACCCACCUCAGCCUCCCAAAGUGCUGAGAUUACAGGAGUGAGCCACUGCGCCCGGCCGAAGUUGUGUUUUCUAAAGCUAUUUACAUGUAAGCUGCUGCUCCUUAGGAAAAUUUGGUCCUGUGGCUUAUAUUUUGGCAUGAAACAGCAUUGGGCUGUAUUCCAGAAUCCUGCUUGAAGAUUUCUUUUGAAGAAGUCAGAAAUUUUCUUUGCAUUUUUGUUUUUUGAGACAGGUUCUCCGUCUGUCACCUAGGCUGGGAGUACAGUGGUGCCAUUAUAGCUCACUGCAGACUUGAAUUCCUGGACUCAAGCAAUUCUCCUGCCUCAGCCUCCCAAGUAGCUAGGACUACAGGCAUGCGCCAUCCCACUCAGCUAAUGUUUUUAUUUUUUAUACAUAUGGGGUCUCGUUGUGUUGCCCAGGCUGGUAUUGAACUGCUGGCCUCAAGCAAUCUUCCCUCUUCGGCCUCCUAAAAUGCUGGGGUUACAGGUGUAAGCCACUUCACUCACUUUAGAAAUUUUCACUUUAUGAAUUGAUAAAUACAGCAUUGCAUCACUUAAUAGAGAUACAUUCUGAGAAAUGCAUCAUUAGGCAGUGUCAUGAUCGUGCAAGCAUCACAGAGUACUGAUAGAAACCGAGAUGGUACAGCCUACUAAACACCUAGGCUAUAUGGUAUAGCCUGUUGCUCCUAGGCUACAAAUCUGUACUGCAUGUUACUGUGCUGAAUACUAUAGGCAAUUGUAACACAAUGGUAAUUAUUUGUAUAUGUAAACUUAUCCAAACACAGAAAAGGUACAGUAAAAAUAUGGUACUAUAAUUUUUUUUUUUUUGAGACAGAGUCUCACUCUGUUGCCCAGGCUGGUGUGCAGUGGUGUGAUCUCAGCUCACUGCAACCUCUGCCUCCCGGGUUCAAGUGAUUCUCCUGCCUCAGCCUCCCGAGUAGCUGGGACUACAGGUGCGCACCACCAAGCCCAGCUAAUUUUUGUAUUUUUAGUAGAGACAGGGCUUCACCAUGUUGGCCAGGAUGGUCUCAAUCUCCUGACCUCGUGAUGCACCUGCCUCGGCCUCCCAAAGUGCUGGGAUUACAGGCGUGAGCCACCACGCCUGGCCGGUACUAUAAUCUUAUGAGACCACCGUUAUAUAUGCAGUCCAUCAUGGACCGAAAUGUCAUGUGGUGCAUGAGUAUUUUUCAUCUAACUUAUAUAUUGCUCAAUGAAGUUUGGGCAGCUCUAAGGAGCAAACAUGUUCAUAGAAUCUAAGUCAACUUGGCCUAAAUAUAUACAACAAAAUAGGAGUGAUUUUACAAAUUCAUAUUUUGUAGACCUAACUGCAAGGUCAUAAGGCAUAUGCAAAAUGAUUUCAUCAGUUCAGAGGACUAACAGGACUCCACAGAGCAUACCCAGGAAAUGUUUUUACUUAGAAGCAAAGGAUGUGGCUCAGCAAAAGAAAGGGAAGGUAAGCGUUGGGGCUCAGAAUCGUCUAGCUGCACGUUCCUCAGUGGUUUUAAUUCACACACGGACUGCACACUGUCUCUGAACUGAAGCACUGAGAUCUGUAUCAAACUUGAUUUGGGGAGAGCUGACAGCAGAACUUCUCUACAUGGGUUUUGUUGUUGUCAUUAUUUUGUUUUUUGAGACAGUCUUGCUCUGUCGCCCAGGCUGGAGUGCGAUGGCGCAAUCUCAGCCCACUGCAACCUCCGCCUCCCAAGUUCAAGCAAUUCUCCUGCCACAGCCUCCCAAGUAUCUGGGAUUACAGGCAUGUGCCACCACGACCAGCUAGUGUUCGUGUUUUUAGUAGAGACAGGGUUUCUCCCUGUUGGCAAGGCUGGUCUCGAACUCCUGACCUCAGGUAAUCCCCCGCCCACCUCGGCCUCCCAAAGUGCUGGGAUUAUAGGCGUGAGCCACCGUGCCCAGCCACCGCAUGGGUAUUUAUGCCUCUCUGUUCCCUGGUUACAUAGUCAAGACAGGCUAUCUAACUGGUUGUGUGAGUUUAAAAAAGUUAAAAAGCCAUCAUAAACAAAUUGGCUCUGGGAGUCUCCCAGAGAAUAUCAGACUUUAACCAGUACCUCAUAUAGCUCACUGGCCUUAUUCCAACCAAGAGUCAGAGCCAGACAUCUGGGCAUCAUGGAGAUAAUGUUAGAGCUUUGCAGUCUGACUGUAAAUCAGCUCCGUCUUAUAAACAUGGUUCCUAUAACUGCUGUGUAUUUCCUGAUAAUGUAUGUGAACAAGCAUAUCUCCUCACCCUCUAUGUCCCCGGUAUCAGAUAGUGCACAGUACAUCUCAAAUGUGAUCAUUUCUUGUCAGCUAAUGCUUCAAUUUCUCCACUCAGUUUCUGGUCUAGCAAUAGAGCCAGGUUUGCCAUGUCCUGCUUCACAAGUAAUGUGCAACAGCAAAAGCACAGGCUCCAACACUAGUCUACAACAUUCACCUGGGAUGUUCUACCAUUUGAGAUAUUCAUCAGUUUAUAAUCGGGCUUUUUUUUUUUUUUUUUUUGAGAUGGAGUCUUCGCUCUGUCGCCCAGGCUGGGGUGCAGUGGCACAAUCUCGGCUCACUGCAAGCUCCACUUUCCGGGUUCACACCAUUCUCCUGCCUCAGCCUCCUGAGUAGCUGGGACUACAGGCACCCACUACCACGCCCAGCUAAUUUUUUGUGUUUUUAGUAGAGAUGAGGUUUCACUGUGUUAGCCAGGAUGGUCUCUAUCUCCUGACCUAGUGAUCCACCCGCCUCGGCCUCCCAAAGUGCUGGGAUUACAGGCGUGAGCCACCGUGCCUGGCCUAUAAUCAGGCUUUUCAAAACAUUAGAUAUGUGACAAUACCAAGUGCUGACAAGAAUGUGGAACAACUGGAACUCUUUCUUUUUUAACUUUUGUUUUAGAUUCAGGAGUGCAGGUGCGGAUUUGUUACUGGAACUCUCAUACACUGCUAACAGGAAAGGCAAAAUGGUAAAGCCACUCUGGAAAACAAUAUGCCAGUCUCAAAAAAUUACACAUCCAAUAUGGCCCAGCAAUCCCACUUAUAAGUGUUUAUCCAAGAGAAAUGAAAAAUUAUGUGCACAUAGAAACCUGUACAUGAGUGUUUGUAAGUAUCAUUUAUAAUUAAAAAAAAAGCUAGAGACAAGCAAAUGUUCUUCAGUGUAUAAAUGGAUACACUGUGGUACAUCCACAAGAUGGAAUUCUACUCAACGAUAACAAUAAUGAGCUACUGAAACAUGCAACUAUGUAGAUGAACCUGGAAUGCGUUAUGCUAAAGGAAAGAACCCAGUCGCAAAAACUUACAUACUGUAUGAUUCCAUUUAUAUGACAUGCUGGAAAAGGUGAAAAUACAACAACAGAAAACAGAUCAAAGGUUGCUGAGUGUCUGGGGUGGGGUGGGGUCUGAAUACAGAGGGGGUGCACGAGGGAAUUCUUUGAGGUGUUGGAAUUGUUUUGUAUCCUGCUUGUGGUCAUAGAUAACAAAAAUCUAUGCAUGUGUAAAAAAUAGAAGUAUACAUACAAAAAAGUGAAUUGUACUGUCUGUAAUUUUUUUUAAUAAAUAAAAAUCCCUAGCUCUGCUUCAUCAGCAGCAGUACCUCCUGA
Nomascus leucogenys (northern white-cheeked gibbon) is the source of this 8748-nucleotide messenger RNA. It is a transcript of the gene ZNF382, whose product is annotated as zinc finger protein 382. Gene Ontology annotation, molecular function: RNA polymerase II cis-regulatory region sequence-specific DNA binding; DNA-binding transcription factor activity, RNA polymerase II-specific. The record is from RefSeq and is a predicted model, not a curated record. Gene Ontology annotation, biological process: regulation of transcription by RNA polymerase II. Lineage: Eukaryota; Metazoa; Chordata; Mammalia; Primates; Hylobatidae. Gene Ontology annotation, cellular component: nucleus.